AUGUCCACAUCAAUACCAGCGACGUCAAGUCGAACAGCACCAACGCCCAAAUCGACCGUCGCAAGCGCAUCCAAUCCGAAAAAGUAUCCCUUCUACCUGGGCGGAACCGCCGCGUCAAUAGCAGCGUUUUUCACACAUCCUCUGGAUCUCACCAAGACACGCAUGCAGACCGCGUCAUCUCGCCAGGGAAUGUUUUCGCUGAUGCUCAAGACGUUUCGCGAACAAGGGCCACGAGGGCUGUACGUCGGUCUUACGGCGUCGCUUCUACGACAGAUGACGUACAGCGUUACGCGGUUUGGCGUGUAUGACAAGUUGAAAGAGCGUACACUCAAGCAGAACGAGGGUCGAGCGUUGGGGCCUGUGCAGAUGGCGCUGUGUGCGUCUGCGGCAGGAGCAGCCGGAGGACUGGCAGGUAACCCAGCCGAUAUCUUGCUUGUAAGAAUGACGAGUGAUGUCAACAAAAAGCCUGCGGACAGGUACGGCUAUCCGAAUGCGAUCAGUGGACUGGUGCGUAUGACGCGCGACGAAGGCUUGCGCUCACUCUUCCGUGGUCUGGGACCCAACACGGUGCGAGCGGUGCUGAUGAACGCUUCGCAACUGGCCACGUACGACGUGUUCAAGAACGUGCUGCUCGGCACCGGCUUCUUUUCCGAAGGCACUCCGCUCCACUUCUCGGCAAGCUUCAUGGCCGGCACAGUAGCCACCACGGUAUGCAGCCCAGCCGACGUGAUCAAGAGCCGCGUCAUGAACGCAGCCGGAUCGGGAGACGGCGUCUUGAAAACGUUGAGGAAGGAUCUGGCUAAGGAAGGUCUCGGUUUUCUCUUCCGAGGUUGGACACCCGCGUGGAUGAGGCUGAGUCCUAACACGAUUAUCGUCUUUGUCGUGCUCGAGAAGCUCAGGUUGCUCGUGGAUUAUACAAGAGAGGCUAAGCAGAGCGCGGUCGAGCCAGUGCAAACCACCGCAUAG
Mycosarcoma maydis (corn smut) is the source of this 966-nucleotide messenger RNA. RefSeq names its product putative dicarboxylic acid transmembrane transporter. The transcript has a single exon. Gene Ontology annotation, biological process: succinate transmembrane transport; thiosulfate transport; malate transmembrane transport. The record is from RefSeq and is a predicted model, not a curated record. Lineage: Eukaryota; Fungi; Basidiomycota; Ustilaginomycetes; Ustilaginales. Bases 1 to 966 code for a protein of 321 amino acids. Gene Ontology annotation, molecular function: malate transmembrane transporter activity; thiosulfate transmembrane transporter activity; oxaloacetate transmembrane transporter activity. Gene Ontology annotation, cellular component: mitochondrial membrane.